Molecule: messenger RNA, 996 nt
Organism: Fulmarus glacialis (Northern fulmar)
Lineage: Eukaryota; Metazoa; Chordata; Aves; Procellariiformes; Procellariidae
Gene: MTUS2
Product: microtubule associated tumor suppressor candidate 2
Exons: 8
Cellular component (GO): cytoplasm; nucleus
Molecular function (GO): microtubule binding
Source: RefSeq, a predicted model, not a curated record
AAUGAAAAUGCCCUUGUGAAAAUAAAGGAGUUAGGAGUCGAGCUUGCAAAGAUCAGGGAUGAAGUUGCCCUCAACACAGCGAGAUGGAAGAAACUACAGAGUGAGAAGGAGGAGCUGGAGAGGCGCUUUGAGGAGGAGGUGAAGCAGCUUCGUAGGCAGCAGCAGGAGGAGCUGCAGGCGCUGGAGCAGCGGCUGCAGGAGGAGUACAACACCAAGAGGGAGAGCCUGCAGGAGCAGCACAGGCUGCAGCUGGAGCAAGUCAAAUUGCAGCAUCAGGAUCAGGUGGAAGAUAUCACAGCUGUACACGAAGCUGCGGUGUUACAGUUGGAAAAUAACCACAUAGUCGCUAUUACAGUACUGCAGGAUGAGAAUGACUGCAAGAUUCAAGAACUGAAUACUGCUCACAAACUGGAAAAGGCACAAUUAGAAGAGAAUUUUGAAAAACUGCGGCUGUCACUCCAGGACCAGAUAGACACCCUCACCUUCCAGAACCAAUCUCUUAAGGCCAAAGCAGACCGAUUUGAAGAGGCUCUGAAGAAAAACACCGAGGAACAACUGAAGAUUGUACGAGCUCCAUAUCUGCACUUAGAAAAAGAUCUGAAGAGCUUAAAACAUGUUCUGGAAAUGAAGAACCAUCAGAUUCACCAACAGGAGAAGAUGAUUAUGGAGUUAGAAAAACAGGCUGAAAAAAAUUUAAAACUGGAAGAAAAAAUCACCAUGCUGCAACAGCAGAAUGAAGAACUCCGAGCCAGGAUUGAGCAAAAUACUGUCAUAACAAGGCAAUUGUCAGAGGAGAAUGCUAAUCUUCAAGAAUACGUUGAGAAAGAAGUGGAGGAGAAGAAGAAGCUGAGCAGGACUAACGAAGAGCUCCUCUGGAAGCUGCAGGAGGGAGAUGCUGUAAGCCCCGUGAAACUUCCACCCGCAUCGUCCACUUCUUUUUAUCGCUGCUCAUCAGGGAACUCCUCUCCAGCAAAAGUCAGAACCUUGCGGCGAUGA